AUGAGUGAGGCACGCCAGAUUCGGAGCAUGAUUGACUUCAUCGAGCGCGAGGCGCAGGAACGGGCGGAGGAGCUCGACGCCGCCGCUCAGGAGGAGUACGACGUGGAGAAGAUGCGCCUCGUCGAGGUAGAGAAGGUGAAGGUGCGGGCCGGCACGGAGCAGAAGAAGAAGCAGGUGGACAUCGACCGCCGGGUGUCGCGGGCCAACUUCUCCAAGACACAGCGUCUGCGCGUGAUGGAGGAGCGCUCGAAGAUCAUGGAGCAGCUGCGGGAGAACACGCGCCGCCGCAUCGUGGCGUUCGUGCAGGACACUAGCAGGUACCACAAGCUGCUGCGCGACCUUAUCCAGCAGGCGCUGCUGGGGGUGCGGACGGACGCCGUUGUCCAGACACGCAAGGAGGACGCAGCCGCCGUGAAGGGGAUGCUGCGGGACGCGGAGGAAUGGUACGCAGCGCGGGCGGGAGAGCGGCUGCGUGUCACACUCAGCGACGACUACCUCGACGCCGCGGAGGCGUGGGGAGGCGUCAUCGUCACCUCGCAGGACGGCCACAUCAUCUGCAAUUUGACUCUUGCCUGCAGGAUGCGGAACUGCUUCGAGGACCAGCUCCCCGCGAUACGGUACUACCUCUUCAACGCCGCCGCCCCUGUCUGA
Messenger RNA from Trypanosoma rangeli, 651 nucleotides. Its product is annotated as ATP synthase. Gene Ontology annotation, cellular component: proton-transporting two-sector ATPase complex, catalytic domain. NCBI's taxonomy places the organism in Eukaryota, Euglenozoa, Kinetoplastea, Trypanosomatida, Trypanosomatidae. Gene Ontology annotation, molecular function: proton-transporting ATPase activity, rotational mechanism. The record is from RefSeq and is a predicted model, not a curated record. The coding region runs from base 1 to 651 and encodes 216 amino acids. Gene Ontology annotation, biological process: proton transmembrane transport. The transcript has a single exon.